UCUCCCUCCCCCGCUGUUUUGGCUCCAAAGCCUCGGCUCGGACGACGGAGGCCUGCUUCGGCCAGAUUCUCCAGGCUUCGCCCCCGGAGCUAGACGCUGACCCAGGACGAGGCCUCUAUGAAAGCAGAUAACUAUCCUCUCCGAUAUUGUAGAAGAACAUUAACAUAUUGCACAACAGUGAUCUGUCAAAAUGGAAGAAAGAAAAUCCAAGAGGAGGAGUCCCAAGUCAUCUACUUCUCAUAUUACUCAGGUUGUCAACAAUAAGAAAAACUCAGUUCCUCCAAGUAAAAGUGCAGCAUUUUCAAAUCCUGCACCCCAGCCACCUUUACAGAAACCAAAGUUUAAGAAAGGCAUGAAAGAGAAAGCCAAAGCACCUGGAGGAGAGAACAAAGGCGCACAAUCGGCUCCAAUCCAGCAUUCAUUUCUCACUGAUGUGUCAGAUGUUCAAGAGAUGGAAAAAGGACUUCUGAGUCUUCUAAAUGACUUCCAUUCUGGCAAACUUCAAGCAUUUGGAAAUGAAUGCUCCAUAGAGCAAAUGGAACAUGUAAGAGGAAUGCAGGAAAAGUUGGCUCGCUUGAACUUGGAGCUUUAUGGAGAGCUGGAGGAACUUCCUGAAGAUAAGAGAAAAGUAGCUAGUGAUUCCAAUUUGGAUCGACUAUUGUCAGAUCUGGAAGAACUGAAUUCUUCUAUACAAAAACUUCAUUUGGCAGAUGUUCAAGAUGUUCCGAAUGCCACCACAACCUAAAAAUUCAGCUUUUUUUUGUUUGUUUUUGGAAUGCCAGGGUGUCUUAUUUGAUUUGCAGUGGACUCCUUCUUGCUUUUGCAACAAAACAUCAAAGUACAAGUGAAUAUGUUCACACAUUCCUCUUAGCAGAUGUGAGUGCUGCAACUUUGUCAGGGUUGACGUUUAAGGUACAAUAUGCCUGUCUCUUGCUGCUAUGCUUUGUAUUAUGGCCUUAUCUACCAUGAAAUGUUGGAAUAACCUGAAAGUGCAUUUUUAUAAUAUUCUCAGUUUUGGUUAAGCCAGUAAUAAAUUGUAGUGUAUCUACUGCCUUUUCCACAGUGUAGACAAUCAGCAAUCAAGUUGAUGUCGUGAAGCUGUUAAAUAAGUGUGUAAUUUAUUUUAGCAAUAAAAUAAUUUCAAACAA
This is a messenger RNA of Anolis sagrei ordinatus, 1148 nucleotides long. It is a transcript of the gene CCDC28A, whose product is annotated as coiled-coil domain containing 28A. The record is from RefSeq and is a predicted model, not a curated record. NCBI's taxonomy places the organism in Eukaryota, Metazoa, Chordata, Lepidosauria, Squamata, Anolidae.